This is a messenger RNA of Raphanus sativus (radish), 1207 nucleotides long. RefSeq lists its product as uncharacterized. The record is from RefSeq and is a predicted model, not a curated record. Bases 172 to 1044 code for a protein of 290 amino acids. Lineage: Eukaryota; Viridiplantae; Streptophyta; Magnoliopsida; Brassicales; Brassicaceae. The transcript is spliced from 4 exons.
CUAAAUAUCGGCGCUUCUUAAGCAACAGCUAGUAAACAUUAAACAACCCAUUCAUCUCGCCAAAUACGAUACCGUUUCAAUCAUUUAACAAUAAUUCAGAUUCGUUUUUUGUUCCCUUCGAAUCUAAAACCCAUUAGAUCUCUCUCUCUCAAUCUGAUCGUCGUUCAAUCAAUGACGUACAGCGACGUCGCCGAUAAGCCGGUACCUGAGCUGAAACUAAGGAUGGAGGAUUCCGGAAACGGAGAUUAUGUGAAAUUGAGAGGAGGAUCGGAUGAAGAAGAACAAGGAUCUCCCGCGGAAUCAUCGUUAGGGUCUGUCUGGUUCUGGGUUAAAUCGAUCGCCCUCGUCGCUUGUGUUGGUGUAUUAGCAUUUGUAAUUAUUAAAUGGGUUGCUCCGUUUCUGAUCGAAAAGGAACUGAUUCCGUUUAUAAAUUGGGUGAGAAGCACAUUCAGCAUCCCGGUGCUAGGUCUUCUCCUCUUUGCCUCGGUUGCUUCGUUCCCAAGCAUUCUUCUUCCUUCCUCUCCUUCCAUGUGGAUGGCUGGUCUUACCUUUGGUUAUGGCAAAGGCUUUCUGUUGAUUCUGUCAGCAGCAUCAAUCGGUGUUACUCUUCCUUUCUUGAUCGGACAUCUCUUCCUCCACAAGAUGCAAGAAUGGUUGAAGCAGUACCCGAAAAAAGCAGCUAUACUUCGAGCCGCGGGUGAAGGAACCUGGUUUCAUCAGUUUCAAGCAGUCACGUUAAUCCGUGUCUCGCCAUUCCCUUACAUGAUUUACAACUACUGCGCAUUAGCCACUGGAGUUCACUACGGUCCUUACAUCUUAGGCUCUCUUGUCGGAAUGGUCCCUGAGAUAUUCGUCUCAAUCUACACGGGAAUAAUGCUGAGAACGCUAGCUGUUGCAUCAGACCAGAGACACACUCUUUCGGUUGUGGAGAUAGUAGUGAAUGUUCUUGGUUUCUGUGUAACUGCGGCCGCUACUAUUGUCUGCACAAUCUAUGCCAAGAAGAAGCUAAGCUCAAUGCAAUCUGACGAAGUAGAGACACUAUAAACACACAGUACAUAACUAUUUUCGUCACUCUUACCACAUCAUAUCAUCUUCUAACACGGAUCUUGAAACUCUUAUCAUAUUAUAUUAAUUUGAAAAUGUAUAUCUCUGCUUUUUUUUCUUCUUGUAUAUAUCUCAAUUGAAUUUUGAAAUUAUUUUUCAUUUA